This is a messenger RNA of Coffea eugenioides, 888 nucleotides long. RefSeq names its product integrin-linked protein kinase 1-like. Lineage: Eukaryota; Viridiplantae; Streptophyta; Magnoliopsida; Gentianales; Rubiaceae. The transcript has 4 exons. Gene Ontology annotation, molecular function: protein binding. The record is from RefSeq and is a predicted model, not a curated record. The coding region runs from base 349 to 888 and encodes 179 amino acids.
UUUGACUUUCUCCGCCCGUCCCUCUGUACUCGUCUCCCUACUCCAAUAAGCUCAAAACCUCCGCCAACCGCCUCUUCCGCCGCCCAUUUAAGAUUCUUUCUCCUUCUUCUUCCUCUUCAGAUGAAUCUCCAUUAAAAAAAAAAAAACUCCAAAAGGGUAAAAUUUCGCUUUCAAUCGUACAGAAAAAAAAAGGAAAGAGAUGAUGCUUCUAGAAGACUUGAAAAAGUUACCUACUCUCUUCACUCCUCUCCUGUGAACUUCAUCAAAAAUCUUCUCCAUCAUUAUCAUAAUUAAGCUUAUAAAUUGCUCCAAAAAAAUUUUUUAAACUCAAAAUUGUGAUUUUUGACUAUGGAGACGAAGUCGCAGCAGAGAUUUGGAUUUGGCAGACAAUCGUCACUAGCUCCGGAGGGGAGAAACGACGACGCUGCGAUUGCUUCUGUCGGAGAUGAUGACGUUGAUCCUGGAGUGAGGCUAAUGUACAUGGCGAAUGAAGGUGAUGUUGAGGGAAUUAAGGAGGCUUUGGAUUCCGGAACGAGUGUGAAUUUCCGUGAUGUUGAUGGUCGGACGGUGUUGCACGUUGCCGCCUGUCAAGGUCAAGACGACGUCGUCAAGUUGCUACUCCGUCGUGGUGCCGAGGUCGACGUCAAGGAUUGCUGGGGCAGCACGCCUCUUGCAGAUGCAAUUUAUUACAAAAACAAUGAUGUCAUUAAGCUUCUGGAGGCACAUGGAGCAAAACCUCUGAUGGUUCCCAUGCAGGUGCGAAAUGCUCGUGAAGUUCCAGAGUAUGAAAUUGAUCCGCGAGAACUUGAUUUUAGCAAGAGUGUUGACAUAACAAAAAAUAUUCUGACCAUUAUAUUAAUCGAAACAAUAACAACUGAAUAUUCAUGA